Messenger RNA from Caenorhabditis elegans, 1581 nucleotides. It is a transcript of the gene kcnl-4, whose product is annotated as Calmodulin-binding domain-containing protein. The transcript is spliced from 9 exons. Gene Ontology annotation, cellular component: membrane. The record is from RefSeq and is marked reviewed. Gene Ontology annotation, molecular function: calmodulin binding; small conductance calcium-activated potassium channel activity; calcium-activated potassium channel activity. NCBI's taxonomy places the organism in Eukaryota, Metazoa, Nematoda, Chromadorea, Rhabditida, Rhabditidae. Bases 12 to 1469 code for a protein of 485 amino acids. Gene Ontology annotation, biological process: potassium ion transport.
UCAGGAACAAGAUGGCGGCAGUACGUGCUGGAGCUGUUGGCCUGUCGAAACAGGCAAGAUUCACAAUGUAUUCGUCUACAAGGCCAGGUUCCGAUUGGGAUUCACGUGACAGUGGAACUGGAGAACGGGCACGUCAAAGCCGUCCGUCAGUUUAUGGGAAACGAUACGGAGUAGCCAUGAGCAACGCGGAGACAGUUCGCAAGAGAUGGAAAAUUCGUCGAAGAUUAUCAGAUCUGAAAGUGAAACUGUGCGAUGCCACUUUGAUUCUCGCAGUCGGUGGGCUUAUUUUGGCGAUGCUUGAUGUCGAAUUCACAGCUACAAGGAUCCUGGAAAGCUUCGUGAAUACAUCGGAUUUAUCGUUCAUUUUAAGAACAGCUGCAAUUAUAACAACGAUAGCUUUGCUCUUUUUUCUACUUUUCUACCAUUUCAUUGAUAUCAAAAUUCAACUAGUCGAAACGGGUACUUCAAAUUGGCGAGUAGGUAUAACUUCGGAACGAGUUCUAAAUACUUUAUUAGAGGUGGCAAUAUGUGCAAUUUGUCCAAUUCCAGAAACUGGUGUUGUCGCGUGGCCGAUUCUUUCGAACAUAGCUGAAAGAACGCGUGAACGUGUGAACAUCCCAAUAAGUGUUCUUUUGACUCUUCCAAUGUUCUUACGGUUCUUCAUUGUCUGUCGAUAUAUGGUUCUUCAUAGCUCCCAACACCAGGACACUGCAACUCGAACAAUUGCUUCAUUAAACCAUAUUGCAGUUGAUUUUCGGUUUGUGCUAAAAAGCGAGAUGUAUGAACGUCCCUUGUUCGUACUUUCAAUUGCGUCACUGAUGUUCUGGUGCGUUGUUUCCUGGAUGUUGACACAAUGUGAAAGGUACGCCUACCCAUCAAUCAGUGGUUUUCAACAUUUUGCUGAUUAUUUAUGGUUUGAGAUUAUUACAUUCUUCUCAAUCGGUUACGGGGAUGUUCAAGUGAAUACCUAUUGUGGACGAGGACUGGCAAUGUUAACUGCCAUCGUCGGAACACUGUUCUCUUCUACACUUAUUGCUCUUAUCAGUCGGAAGUUGAUUUUAACUACAUGUGAAAAAAGAGUGAAUCAUAUCAUUGCAGAGAAUAAUAUUACCAAUGAACAUAAAAAUGCAGCUGCUUGCGUACUUCAAAACACAUGGAGAACCGUACUUCGUGCCAGAGAUUAUCAAAAAAGCAGUUCAAGAAGAAACCAACAAAGACUUGCAAAAAUGCAGAGAAUGUUGCUUUGUUCAGUUAUAACAUUCCGUAAAACCCGGUGGAAGUUGCGAAUGCAGAUGGAGGAUGAAGACGACUUCUUUACUGCUCGCCGAGCAUUCAACGAGACUGAAGAUCGUCUCCAAAAAGUACGUCAACGACAAUCGCAACUUGAUGGGAAGAUCUCUAUGUUGUUCGAAAAUGUUGAGGCGUUGACGCAGGCUGUGAUGUCGAGGAAAUGUUAUUUGAGGCAGUGAUAAUAAUUUGAAAUUCAUGGGUGCAUUUUAUUUAUAAAAGAAUAUUCACAGAAUUUCGUGAUUUGAGAGAAGGAUAAAUUAUAUUAAUGAACAAUUUAACACGAGUCUGGAA